This is a messenger RNA of Porites lobata, 13435 nucleotides long. NCBI's taxonomy places the organism in Eukaryota, Metazoa, Cnidaria, Anthozoa, Scleractinia, Poritidae. The record is from the annotation of a GenBank genome assembly.
AGUAGCAAUGUGGCGAAAAAGCUUCGAGAAUUCUGCACCGAAACGACUGCACACGGAUUAGGGAGGAUCGCCUCUUCAACUUCAAGAUUAGAAAGAAUACUUUGGUCGACAUGUUUACUAACAGCUGUGGUGUCUAUGACCUACCAGGGAAUAAGUCUCGUGUCCGAAUACUUAACGUUCCCAGUUGAUGUUAAAGUUGAGCUGAAAUAUACCAACUCUCAACCUUUCCCCGCUGUUGUGGUUUGUAACAUGAACAGUAUAAAAAAGUCAGCAUUAAAGAAAGUCAUGGAUGAUAACGGAACGGUAAGUUAAUGGUAGUAGCAGGUAGCAUCCAUUUCAUAAUUUAACUUAGCAUUCGGUUCAGCCUAUUUCGACUUUCUCUUUUAGACCCCGUCAACAGGUAGACGUUUUUGACCGAAAACGGAGAGUUUUUUCUUCGGUUUUGCCCACCGUCCACCGGCGGUCACCGAAAACGUAUCUCUUCAAAAACGUUCUUCAGAGUGGAGAUUUGUAAAGACGCCGGCCUUUCGUUUACGUGUUGACGAACGAAAACGAAGGUUUUGGAAUAAGAUGAUGUCAUAGUAUAGUAUCAAAACCGAGUUUGCCUUUGAAAUUACAGAAUCAAUUUAGUGUACGUGUACAAUUUUCAAGAUUCAGAGCAAGAUUUGAGACAAAAAUGAAUAUUUCAUUCGUAUCAUCGUUGCCAAGUGUCAGGUUACGUAACAGAAAAGUUGUUACGUAUUCCCAGGAGAGGAAUGUAAAUGGCCGGUAGGUCCAGUCCCUCGUCUCUAUUCAGAGAGAGAGAGUUUCUUUGUUUAAUACCAAUGGCCUUCUUGACUGCAGCGCUUGAUGGUGUUAUUUUCGUCGGAUAGUUCUUUUACAUUAGGUUGCUGUUACGUUGUGACCCGUUGCCCAACAGUACUCGACAACGACAGAAGUUUCAAAGGAUUGCAAUGUGAAAUUCGAGCGAUUCGAACGAAAUAUUCGCUUCUGUAUCAAACUUACGCCUUAACUGGGAGAGUUAGCAUAUAUGAAAGCAUGUCUUGGUAUAUCUUAUUUCCUACUUCAUUUUACCCGUUUUGUCCGGACUGAGUAGCAGAAAGAUGUUUUCUCAGCUGAACGCUGUACUCUUCCACAGCAGCUGGCCGGGCUAAAUAUAGGAAGCAGUCUCGGUUCAUUAUACAUGGUAAGGCCCACUGCGCAGGUGCAUCGAAACCUGAGCAAGAUAGAAAGGGCCUUUGCUCCAAACUUUCCAACUCUUGUGUAUUAUACACAUUAUACUACUACUCGAGAAAUUUCUGCAGUUUGAUUGGCUUAGAGCAGUGGUAUUUCAGCUUAAUUUGAAAUACCUACAUGUGAAAAUUACAAACCUUUUGCGGGUAGUAGUAUAAACAAAUAAUAGCAUGAUUUGUUUGUGAUAUUUGGCAAAAAUACCACUAAUGAUAUUUCAAAAUUGUCUCAAAUUUCACUCGCCUAACGGCCCGUGAAAUCGUGGUAUUUAUGUCAAAUAUCAUUACAAAUCAUGCUAUUACCUAUACUUAUACAAUGGCGACGUAAAUAGCCCAACCUGAUUUCUAUUUAGCCUAGAGCUUCAUAAAUUGUAGUCUGUUCCAGGCGUUCAGAUAGUAGAGCGCGACCUUCAGGUGAUGGGGAGGGAGUUAAAUCGUAGGGGCGAAAAAUUGACGGGGAAAAAACGGUGGGAAUCUCCCCUCGUUUCUUCCCCUCGUUUUCCCAGCGUAUAAGUUCUCUCGCUCCUCACCAUCUGAGCGCCGAGCUCUACUAUCUAUCUGAACGCCUACAACAGGCUAUAAUUUAAAAAGGGUUGCUCCGGCUUUUUCGUCUUUAGCUUUCUCUUUACAAGUCUUUAAUACAAUAAAAUUGUUAUAAAUACAAUUAAUAAUAAUUUUCUUUUUUAUCGCACUAAUUGAAAUUUUCUGGUUAUCUGCAGGUAGCAAUUCUGGAUAUGAUUGAAAAUCUCCACCUGAACGGUAAGCACGUUUGACUGAGUUUGCAAAGCAUGCACAGAGCUUUCUUCCUCACCCACUCAAUAAAUCAGUAUUUCGAGGAAAACAUCUUCUAGAGAAGUAAAAUCUACCACCAACAGAUUUGACCAAAAGUUCCUCACCGGUAAAGGAAGUGUGGGGCUAAAUUUCGCAGCCACAUUACGAAAAUUGUCCCCCCCCACUCCCCCCUCAUACAUUAUUUGAGCGAUUGUUUCCUCUUCAAAUAAAGGCUUCGGAUAAUUGUGACCAGAUGACACCAUGAUAAAAACGUUUCUGAUUAGGUGGACAUUCUUUGCGGGUGCAUGACUAUUUGUCCUGUUCACAGACGUCAGUAUGAGUUGUAUAGUACAGUUGUUUAACUCCAUUUUUGCAGUGGAAAACAUAAACAUCGGUGACGUCACAGCCUUUUGUCUUUACCUCAUGAACAAAACACAGGGAAUCUUUACAAAGUAGAAUGAAGCAUUAUUUUUGAGUGUGUCUAGUAUGAUCGGUUUCACCACCUCCGCCUCCGCAUUUUUCUGCUCUUUCACUUCCACCUUCACAGAGCUAAUAGCGAGCUUAAGCAACGGCGACGGUGACGGCAAGGAGAACGGCGAAAAAGCAAUGGGUUUAGAUUGGCAAAACAACAACUGCUCACGUGCAUUACCCUUUUUUGCACAUUUCUUUGCCGUCGUUGCACGACUACGACGUGAAAAUUCCUAAUUUCACGUCUUGUCGAGGACGGGAACACAAGACAACAACUUUCUUUUUCUUUUCCUGAACUUUGAUACAGUCUUUUAGAAUUCAGUUAUAGAAAAACUUGCCAACAUUUAACGAACUAAACGAGAUGGAGUAAGCGCGAUAAAGUUUGAGGCAGCGUUAAUGCACUUUUUAAGUGACGUUUUCGUAGCCCUCGCCGUCGUUGUGGCUUAAGUUCCCUAUUGUCUUACCUUCACCACAACCGCGUUUCUAACAUUUUCAGAAUUUCCAGGGGCACCCAACGACAAUUUUCGGAAAAUAUCUGUUUGGAAGACGAUUUGAGAUCUAGAAUUUUCGGAACAUUUGUUGUAAAAUUUCUUGCUUGCCUGCCUCUCCUAGGAUUUUCGAACAUCUAAAAACUACUAUAAUUGCCCAUUUUUAACGGAUUUUUACCCUUAAAAGAUCACCUAGAAUUUUCCGUAGCCUUUUUUCUGGCUGAAAUUUUCGAAAAGGUAAGUUUUGAUCCCUAUAAUUUUCGGAUCACUAGGCUUUUAGCUAGGAAAUCUGAACAGAUAAAAAACUUUUAGGGGAUAAAAAUAUGCCUAUAUUUACCGUUUAAAUACUAAAAUACGUUUAACAAUGCUAUGUUUAAGUGGUUUUGAACUAUAUUCUCGUUGGGUGCCCCUGAUCAAUUCCCUGCACCACCAUCACCACAAUUCCAUUCCAUCCACCUCCUCCUCAUUUCCAGGUGCUCAUGUGGCAGUUUUUAACAAUAGACGAGCGAAAACAAUCUAAAUGUGGUGACGGUGGUGGUGACAGGAGAUAAAACUUGCAUAUUUGCGUUACGUUUAAGUGGUGUUAGGUGAGAUGUGAGUUGGCGCUUUUUCCGUUGUUAAACUUAAUCAACAAAUGAACGUUCCUCCAAAGUCUACCAAUCAAAAUGGUGACAUAAUCAAUCCAAUCUUGUUAAACCUUGUUAAAACUGUUAUAUUAAAGACAACGAAACUUAGAUUAGGUUAUCAUCCUCCUUCAAUUUGAUCCACCUGCGACAAAACACAAAAGGUGUUACAGUGUAAUAUAAUCCCCGGAGCAAAAAUCGGAGUAAAAGAUUCCUACUAUACUACUCAGUAUAUACAGUUUUUUUACAUGUUCAUCUUCCCACAUCCUGUUGCAAUAAAGUCCGACUUUUGAACAAAUGUCGAGCCAAAGACGAACUCAGUUGUACUGAGUUAGGAACAACGAUAGCACAACGAUUGGGCCUGAGCGUAGUUCAUUUAGUUUUUUGAAAGGAUGAUUAUAAGGCUUACUUUUUGACUUUGACAACAGCAAAGUUCGCACCUUGAUUUUCCCCUUCAACUUUUCACCUUCAUUGUGAACAAACAACGCAGUAUGGAAACAAAGUUUCUGUUCUGUUGUGUUGUUCUGAUUUACACUAGAACUAACUUUGUUUUUGUUUUUGUCUUUGUUUCCAUAGUGCCAGUAUAGCCAAGGCUUUCAAUUUUUAGAUGAAAAGGCUUCAAAUUUUAAAAAUUGAGUUUGCUAUAUGCAAAAAAGUCAUAUUUCAUCGCUUAUCUUUUAUACUGUAAAAUGCCAUAUGGGUAAAAUUAGUUCAGUUGUUUAAAAAUACUUCUAUGGUUUUGUUUGAUGCAGGAACACGUAGGAAGCUCAUCAAUUCUUACAAACACGCACUACUGGCAACGAUGAAUAGAACACUUCAAAAGUCCAUCGGACACCAAGUUGAGGAUCUUAUACUGGACUGUGAAUGGAAUGGAGAAGCUUGUGGACCACAGUUAGUACAGUAACUAUGCUUGCCAUGUGAUUCUUAACUCCGCUGAAAUUGUCGACACGCCCAUGGUAGCCUGCGUAGCAGGCGCUUGGAAGUAGUGGGCGAAAGAGAGAACGGGCGCGAGCGAGGGAGACACGCGAGGGGUGAGGGAGCUCUCUCUCCCCUCGCGUGUCUCCUUCUCGCACGCCCGUUUUUUCUUGUGCCCAGUACUUCCGUGGAUUAACUGAAUGACAGACUGACUGACUGUCCAACCCGUGGACACCCAUGUGGAUCCUUGUCCCUUGUACGAUCAAACCCCGUUAAUACAGACAGUGGGGGUAUGGAAAGUGUCCGAAACUGACGGUAAAGAAAAUGUCCGUAAUAACGAGGUGUCUGUAUUAAGGGUUCAUGUUAUAAUUUACGUCAAAAGUACACCUUAAUUUAAACAAAUAAAGUACUAAAGAGUGUAACAGGACAUAAGCAUCAUUAAAUUAAUCUCAACGUUUACAAAGCCGUCCUUACGUCGUCAUUGAUCUCCUUGUGGAAGAGUAUUUUCACUGGAACCUUGUGGUCAACUUAACAUGUUUGUUUUUUGCCGUUGUUGUUUUUUCUCUGGCCUGUUUGACUGAGUCGCCUGAAUCACGCUCAUUCUGGUAUAGAUUGAAACCUUUUGCAGCUCUGCAGAAGUUAGGUGUUAAAGUUGCCCAUGACAAUUUGGACAAUUAAUUUUAAAUAUCUUGUGAUCUCUUGUCUUCUACUAACAAACUAAAAAAAUUAAAAGUGAAGGGAAUCUGUAUUUUGAACAGUCUGUCUUUUCUAGAUCGAACUACCUAGCUUUUAUUUUGUCUUCUUUAGGAACUUCACAUACUUCUACAACUACGUGUUUGGUAACUGUUAUGUGUUUAAUGAAAGGAAAGUCGAAACUAACGUCACGGCACCGGGAAGUGAAAAUGGUAAGCUCUUCAUCAAAGCUGCAAUAUCACAAGACACUUAGGAGCUAGCCCUGGUGCUGUCAGGAGAACAUUUCCCGGAGAUGAACAACCCCAAGACUAAGUCAAUUAUUUUUAGACACACUUGAGGCUCCGUAUCUGUGCCCAUCCAGCUAUAAUAAUUACAAAACUCCUUGAAAACUAAAUGAAGAUGCUUUUUCAGUAGUCUUCAAAAGACUGAUUUCUCUAGCUCACAUUCGAAGGCUGGAUCUCACCGCCACACCUUUUAAUUUCUGUUGAGUCAAAUGUCUUUUAGAUGUUCCUAGGCGACCAGCUGGCCUUUAAAAAUGUUUUUUUUUGUUAUCUUGCAUCAGGAUUAUCUCUAGUCCUAAACAUUGAAGCGGAUGAUUACUAUGAAGAUUUUUCAGAGUCAUACGGAGCUGUAGUGGACGUUACGAGCACAAUGGAGAUGCACUUUCCGGAGGAGAAUGGGUACCUCCUUGCACCAGGGCAAGCUACAAACAUUGGUUUCACAAAAGUGAGUUUCCCAAAGUUUCUCGCAGGCCUCAUCAAUCCGCGUCAACAUCAUUUUAGCCACAUCAAGGACAAAGUUUACCUUGCAAGUAUCACCUUUACGACAAAGAUUAUUCUAUAUGUGUAAUAUGUAGAUUUAGCCAAGGCUAAAGACGAAGCUCCCGUCAAUGAAAAACAUUGCAAAGAAAUCAACUUGGAGUUGAGCCUGCAAUCAGUUGAAAACCAGCGACUUGUGAGCAGUAAAGGGGGUGACGAAUGGUCUUUGCGAGCAUUCGCGAGCAUGCCGAGCACUGCGAUUUUUUGCGAGCACGAACAGAAAUAAAAAAUUUGCUUUGUGAGCUUGCGAGCAACGCAAAAAUUUGGGGAGCACGAGCAAGCGAGCACUCGUUUAAAUUUUGCGAGCAAAUCGACCAAAGGUAAAAUUUUGCGAGCAGUUAAAAAUUUUAAUGGACCAUUCGUUACCCCUAGUAAACUCGAUGUGUCGGCACCUGAGCCCGCGAUACAGUUAUGUGAUACUGGUCAGCGGAUACCCUGUUUUAACAGCUGUCAAUUGACGAAAAUUCAGGUUGCAGGCUACCACACUAGCUAGAAAUCAAAGUGCGUCAUUUCACAUUGUUUCUCUAUGGUACGGACGGACGGACAGUCGGGCGGACGUACUAUUACGUGUGUUCCAAAUUUCCUUAGCUAUGGGGCUCCGCUAUGACUUUUUCUACCCUAUUUUUUAUGAUUUCAAUUUUCCCCCUUCUCAAUUAAAAAUACAACCCAAAUGCCUCCUUCAUUGAUCUUCCAUCAUCUUUAGAUACCCAGAAGUAGCUAAGGUGGUUCAACAGAGACCCUACCCGGGUGCCUUACCAUUAACCCGGGGGGGGGGGUCUUCCCCCACUUGGGCACUACCCUGAAGUGGGCAGUGACAUACCAUCAGUAUGGAAUUUCUCUGCUCGCUCUUCAGUCGUCAUUUCGCGGGAAAACCAGGAGUGGUGUUGCGAAAUCAGGUCGCAUGUACGGCUGAAAUGUAAUUUCUAGGGUUUCCUCGGUAUUUUCUCACUGAAAGUGGCUGAACCAGUUCAGGAGACAUUGAAGUUGAGUAUGAGGGAAACUUUCCUUAUACCCCUCCCCUGACCUACUUACUCGUCACUUAAUUAAGGAGGGGUAGGUGGCCAGUUUGUCAGAAUCUUAAACUGGUCUGAACCAUUUACAUGUAAAAUGCCCAGGGUCACUACCGUUCUUCUUGUAAACUUUGAGAUGAUUUUGCCCCUGGGUUUCCGAGGGUUAGCUUUCACUGGAAUAUGAAAUCCUAUUGGCUGUACUUGAAAAACUGAUGGAUUUUCCUUGAACGCAUAGAUCUAAUGAGCAAACACUGCCUGCUUAUCUAUACAGAGAAUUGUUAGUCGACUAGACAAGCCAUAUGAGGGAACAUCUUGCAGUAAAGGCGGAGACAUUAUCUACGUAAACAGAAGUUACUCGGAAAUGGCAAGUCAUGUUGUUGUUGUUUUUGUCGUUGUUUUAGCCUGCGAGCAAGCUCUCCGGGGCGCUCUAAGUUCCCGCCCCGCCGCUAGAGCGUACCGGAGAGCUUGCUCUCGGGCUAUCGUUGUUUAAUAGUUGUGAUCUUUUCGAUCGAUUAACACUUCCGCAAACGAAGUUGUUGCCUAAGGUUACGAAGCAUGUGCCACGUAUAGUAACAAGCAGACAACAUGAUAGGCUGCGAGCGCAUUUGGAAUGAUAAAAAGAGCUCUGUUCUUUUAGUGAGACUUUAAAGGGGUUGUGUCACGUCUGUCUAAUUUAUUUUGUUAAUAUUUGCAAUUACACGUCCUUAUCCCAAUGGAACUUUGUGUUAGCAAAGAAUUUACUUGUAAAUGGCAAAUCCACUGUUUCAUGUGAAACAAAAUUGUUCCACUAGCAUUAGAUCAAAAGAUACAGGAACUAAAAAGAACUUUGAAAAACUUUUAGGCUAAAAAGGUUUCAAAAACCUCGAUUCCAUUCCGUAUCAAUUUUCUUCAAGUUUAUCCAGCCGUUCCUCCCUUUGUAUUUGCUUUUUUUUAUACAUUCUUUUAAUAUUUUGGGCUGAUAUUUUUUAAGUAUUUCUUCGUGAUAAAGUUCCUUUGAAAUGCUACUGAGAACAGCAAACAGGGAGAAAAAAAGCACGCGUUAAGAAGAGGCUGCGGUUGUGUCAUUGCUCAAAAGAUUUCGCGGAACUGUGGGUUUCAAAGUCAGAAUCUUCCUUACUACAGCAUUCUAAGGUACAAUAACUGCACUUUGAUGGAAUAGCCUGCAGAAAGUCCUUUUGUUCACGAUCUUAGGCCUGUAAAAAGUCCUGUGUUGCCAACAAUCAGUUGAGAGAUUGUGGAUGCUCCGGAGUGGCUUAUCCCAUUACGCCAAAUUGUGAUCCAUUUGAUUCAGUUCAAGGUACGUUGCUCUCGCUGUUUUUUUUUUCUUAUGUUUGUUUCCUCGACACUAAAAUCUAUAUGAAAAUGAUCAUGCUCAUGCGUUAUUUUCAAUCGAAACACCAGCUAAAGUACCAAUCAGAUGUCACAAAAUUGAACAAAAUAUUCCCUGGGAGCCGUAAAAGACAGCUCCCGAAACGUUCCGAAAUCUUUUAUUGACUGUAACUGAAUAGAACAAACACAAUCGUAGACUUACUUAAGAUGAUCUUUAAGAUUAUAAUUCAAAACCUUCAGACUAGCAAUACAUCAGCUUCUCGGAAUAAUAAUCAAAGACAACAGCAGAAAACAUUCAGAAUCUUCGUCAAAAUUUCGUGAGGGGGGAUGGAAUUUUCCAAAACGAGAACACGUGAUACUGACGUCAUGCUGAGUCCCAGUUCCCCACAGUAACAAAGGCUUCUGGGUAACUUGCGAAAGAACUCUGACAAAGUCAAAAAUUUCUUAGCCUAUGAUUGGCUGAAGUAGGUUGCGCGGGAGUCACUCCGUCUCUCUUAUUGGUUACCGACUGAAGUAAUACUCUUCACUUCUCUAUUAAUUCCAACCAUUUGCGUUGUUUGAAUACACAGUCUCCGCAUGGUUGUAACACCUGACUAGGUUUGCCCGCCCUCAACACUGAAAGCACGAUAAGUUCUAGGCUCUUGUAUUUCCCGUCUUGCAGGACUAACAUAAUAAAGGUUUUCAUUAUAUAACCACGAAUGAAUUACCAAGUGAGGUUUCGGCGAAAACAUGAUAUGUUCACAUGUGAAAACAACAUUUCAUCCAGCUUGUUAUCUUCAAGCGUGAAGAGAUAUGAGUUAAAAGACUUGGAAUUUCAUUGGUGUUUAUAUAAUGAUUAGAUCAUUACACGGCCGCUUGGAGAUACGAAAUUCUCUUCUCAUCUUCAAAAAUAGAAUGUUGUGUAUUUAGGCAUCAUCAGCCGACACCCGAUGCGCUCAUUCGUGAAAUGGUGAAAUGUUUUUCAACAUUCGAAGAGGAAUUUCGUCUCUCCAAGUUGCCACGUAAUAUCCUCUAUUUUCCAGGGUCAUCAAUUCAUUCGUUCGUUAUGUUUAAAAUUCAAAAUACUACAAUUCCCGUUUCUUUCACCUUUAAAAAGCAUAGCAUUCAUUUAAUUAUAAGGGUCUUUUGAUAAGGAGUACAUUUUUUGUGAGAAUCACUGUAAAACCUUUGUUGGUUAUUAACAAAUGCAUUGUCUUUUCAUAUAUCAAGUACGAUGUGCCAAAGAAGUGAGUCGCGAAAUUAGGUUGGGAAACAUUCCAUGCAACUGUCCUCAAGACUGCAGGCAAGUCAAUGCGAAACCAAAGCUCCGAUAUGAACAUAUUACCAGUUACUAGUCAUGCACUCUUUCUGACAGAUGCACCCACAAAUUUGUUCCUCACAAUAGUAACGGUUACACUAAGUAUCAUAUUCUUAGAUAAAAGGCUCCAAAUCACGGCUCCGGGGGAGGUUCUCAACCUAUAUUUGUACGGAAGGCUCCGCCUCUAGGGCCAACCUUAUAGACACGUUGAAUUCUGUAAAGCUGAUCGUACUACGUGAAAAUUAACUUUGCAAUACAUCAACACGACACCAAAAGGACCCAAAAUAGAGCGGGGUUGUAGUCGUCGACAGCUGUUCCGCCAUUAUUGUGGCACGUCAGGAUGGCGUUAUAAACAAAACUCAUAAUUUGAUUUAAACCCUGACAUUGAACUCCAACACCCACAGAAUCACGCCAUAUUACGUGUUUCCGGGAGGGCAAUUUUCACGUAGUACGAUAAAUUUUGCACAAGUCAUUGUGUCUACUUUGAAUAAUUUGGCUGAUCAGAUCUUCAGUUAGAUCCUACGUUCUGCGGCAUAUUCGUUUGCGGUCCUUUACAGUUCAUAUCUAUCUGCCAACCUUAUACCCUUUUAUAUACCAUUUUUGACAUAAAUGAUCUGGGUUGUAUCACGUUAUCAGUAUGGAAUUUCUGCAAUCGUUCCUGAUGUUUCAUUUCGCGGGAAAUCUCCAAUAGGGUUCUUUAAUCCAGUAAUCCCGACCCAAAAUCUGAUGUGCCAAUCCCGUAAUCCCGAGGGUAAUAUUUGCCAUCCCACCUCGCGCGCAUACUUUUAAUCCCGAAUCUCGCCCCGAUUUUGCUUUCAAAUCCCGGAUCCCGAAAACCUCACUGGGGAUCCUCAUUGGUGGCUCGUGAAAUGACGGCUGGUUUUUCAGGGCUACUCAACAUGAAGCCUGUCUGGCAAUCAACCCAGGGAAAGGGCGAAAUAAAUCGGGUGUACGAGGAAGAAAAAAGGGAACCUUCCCAUCACACGAUGUCCCUCUUUCUCCUUUAAUAAUUCCCAACGCCCUUUGAAAGCCUGCUUUUCAGGCUACUCAAUCUGUAGCUUAAGUGCAAGGUAAAGUGAACUUUUCAAUCCGGAAAGAUCUGAAACUUGGCUCUCAUACGUCUUGUAGUUGAUUCUUUUUAGGUUAAUCGAGUAUCCUGCUACUGUCUCCUCUGCAAUAUGGCCGACUGAAGGAUACCUGGUGAGCUGAUUUAUCUUUAACCCUUUAAGCCCUAAGAGUGAUCAGCAUCGAAUUUCUCCUUGUAAUAUCAAUUCCUUGUAAAACAGAGUGGCUAUUAGAAUUACCGACAUGAUCACACAAGAUGAAUUUGCUUGAUAUUUUAUCAACUUCUCCCCACUACUUCUAUAGGAAAUGACUAGGGGCAACAAUUGAAAAUUCAAAUUUUGAUCUUCGGGUUUAAAGGGUUAAACAGCCUCUCUUAUCUUUUAUAACGUCCAACCGAGGCAGGAGGGAAGGGGAUAGGCUUACGACGGUACCCCCCACCCACCAUGAGUGGGCAGUAACGCGGGCGCAUCUAGACACCCACGGCUAUGGACUGAUCCUAGGAAGGGGUAGUCUCCGAAAACAGCCGUUUCUCCUCACUCCUCGCGGCUGAGAAGGGGAAACGGCUGUUUUCGCAGGCUAAGGGAGGGGGCUACUUACUUUUUCUUUCCCUGCGUACCUUUCCUACGGGCGUCAUCCCUUGCGCACCUCCAAGCCUUGUAUACGUUACAUGUCCCAUAUGAUGCUCGCGAGAAUACUGAAAACAGUUUAGUGAGUUAAUCUAGCCACCCUUCGAUGUGGAAUCUCAUAAACAGGCCGUGAUACAUGUAAGAUGUCGCAAUACUUUUGAGUAAAUCAUCAGCAUUUUUUUUUGGUUUUUUUUAUAAUUUAUUAGAAGUCGCAUCUGCUGGAAAGAUUGGGCAAUAGAGCCUUUAAUACAGUGAGUGAUAUAACACAAGCCAGGUAUGAUAACAAUAGCUCAGUUUCCUUUUCCUCUUCAUUCAGGUCUUCUUUCCUGUCUUUUAGAUAAGGAUGAACACUAACCUGCAAAUCAGUCGUAUUUUGCAGUGCGAACGAUGAUACUCUUGUGAUACUGUUCUCCCACCAUGUUGGACGUUGAAACUGACGGAGAGUUGGGGCGAGUCAAAAAAUGAUUUUAAGGAAGAGGUUGACGGGUCAAAAUAGAAGAGGAGGCAACUGCUUUAGCGCAUGCGCAUGGCGGCCAAGAUUAAUGAACCUCUGAGCUUAGGCUAAUGAACACCAAGCCGAAAACUAAGAAAUAAAUACCGAUCUGAUACAAGAAAUGGCUUUGUUCAGUCUCUAACAAAUUGUUUUUCCUUAACAGAAGAAAUUUGGCGCGGGUUGACGUUUACUACAAGAGCAUGACAACAGAGAUCAUCCAACAAGUGCCAAGAUACGAGGUGAAUGAAGAUUGUAUCCACAAGUUUUACAAAGUUCAAAAGGCCAGAUUUGAAUUAUAAAAAUUUAUGCUUGGCUCAGUGGCUGAGGGGGAUAGUGUCCACUCUCUCUAAAGAGGACACUUUUAGGGCCGGCACAUAAUGUCCGUCUACGAGUGAUGUCCGUCUUAUGGAGAGUCAAAUAAAGGGAGCAGAGAAAGGUCGGGACAAACUCUAGGUGUCCGUUAAAAUAGAGUUCAAUGUGAAACAAAACAUGUCAAUGAUCGAUUUAUCACUGGAUCUCAAUGCGAUUUCUUUUGAUUUAUAACCCCCAGCCUCUGAGUCAGGUAUGAACUUUCAAAAUUCGAAACCUGUCUUUGAAAAAGUAUUACUGUUGGGAAUAAUCCUGUGACAAGCUGAUUUUCAAUUUCGACGAGGACGACUAUUGACACUUCAGGGGCCAGACAACGUAACGUAACUGUAACGUCUGAUGUUAAAAUAAAGAGUUUGACUGGGAUCCGACGUCAAUGGUUAAAGCAGCUGACCCAAGGUGUUUCAUCCCGCUGAAACCGGGCUGAGUACCUGAGGGGGACUCCGCAUAUAAAAGGGGUGGGGAUGCUCGUCGUCUCGCUUAGGGGUGUAAAUUUCGGAUUUUGGUCUCACUUGGGGUGUUCUGGGCAAAAUGCCAUCAUAUUUAGCCGUGAAGGUCUCGUUUAGGGUUGCACGUGAAAAUAUAAAAAUAUAUGUAUUGUCUGUGUUUUAAUAUGGUCUCUUUUAGGGGUCAAAGAAAGCUUGGGUCACGCUCGGAUCGGUCUCUUUUAGGGGUUUAAUUCAAAAUUUCCGACGAGCAUCCCCACCCCUUUCACAUGCGGAGUCCUGCCCCCCGGGGCUGACUACCAUCCGUUUGGGUCACCUUGAGGGAGCCCAUUCCUUAAAAGCCCGGUGGUUCCCUUGGGCUUCCCCGCCAUUAGCCUUAAAAUGUUUAGAACUUCUCCGUGCCUGUGUCUCUUAAUGGCAAAACAAUAAACUGAAACUGAACUGGCUCGUUGGCACAGCUCCUUUGUCUAUAUUUGGGGUUUGAGUCUUAAAGUAAACUUUUUAUUUAGAAAUAAUGAAGCGUAUAGUAUUGGAAUAGACAGACAGCACUUUGCGGUGUACGAAUAUCAUGGAAUAUUGAUUCAUCAGUAAAUUUAUUUUUGUACUUUAUUUUCUUAGUUUAAAGAUCUCAUCAGCAACAUCGGAGGUUCAUUGGGACUUUUCGCAGGAGUAUCUCUUUUGACUCUGCUGGAAAUUUGCAAGUUGCUGUUUGACUUGGCUGGUUCCUUUUGCAAGAAAUUCGAAGAAAAAGUAAACUCUGUCGACCCCGACAUGAAAAAGAAGAAAGAAAUGACUUAA